Molecule: messenger RNA, 1347 nt
Organism: Nannochloropsis gaditana CCMP526
Exons: 2
Source: RefSeq, a predicted model, not a curated record
AGGAAAUUUGUUGUCCUUCCAAUCGGUUUUUUGGGGUUGUUUCUCAUUACACGGACACCGAGUUUCUUGUAUUGCCGUCUAUCUACUUUCUUCCAAAUGGACGUCACUAGCUCCAAAGGCAGCCAGCUUCCUCGUCGGUAUAAAUGCAAAUAUGAAGGAUGCGGGAAAGCAUUUACCAAGAUGGGGACACCCACGCGCCCCAGCCUGCCUCAAGGCCACCACUUGGCGAGAACGACGGGGGACGGGGGCAUGCCGGGUUCGGGCCGGGUCGGGGUCACGGGUGGACAAGACCUUCACGGCGUGGCCCAGCAGCACUACCCUCGACAGCACCAAGUGUCUUCGGCUGUCACUGCCUACCAUGGUUCCCACACGAUGCCCACCUCCCGCCCGCCGGUUAUGUGCCACCACGGAGGGUGCAAAGCCGUGUUUCCUUCCGCGCAUGCCCUCAUGCACCACACGCUGCUAAGCUGUCCGGUCCUGUUGGCGGAUCACGAGCACAUCCGUCGCUUGCUCAAGGAGGCCGUCCAUCUUCUCUCGGAUCACUGCCUCAACACCCCCGCCAUUGCUCAUUUUGUGCAGAGAGCCCAGGAGGUUGAUUCCCGACAUAGGGCGGCCGCUCGUCAAGUACAGCAGAAGCAGCAGCAGCAGCAGCAGGCAGGGGCAAUAUUGGCCGAGGAGGAUGACGAGGAAGAGGAGGACGAGGACGAAGAGGACGACGACGGGGAGGAAAUGGAGGAUGGGGACGAGGAAGGGGCGGAGAGCGACCAGUCGCCGCGCCACCCGCGCGAGCACGGCCAAGCCAACAAGCAGGUCCACCAUCCAGAGCACAGGGAUGGGUACGCGGGUCCUCGUCACCAACACCAGGCCCAUGCCCCGCGGGCGGGGGCGGGCAGCCACAUGCAAUGGGAACGAGCGGGGAGUCAGCAGCAGCAGCUCAGCCACAAGCAGCAGCAUCCACACCGGCUAGCCCUGCCAUUGACCGUUACCACGCCUGGGUCGUACUCCCAGCCGCAGGGCACCAGAACGGAGCUAACCUUGCAUCCGACGGGCAGCGCCCCGGACUUGGGGGUGAUCAAGGCAGACAUGACGGACGACAUGGGGGUUGGCUUCUCCUUCACCAUGACACCGCAUGGGACCUUGACGGGGAGCAGCCGAUUCAACGGCUUCGAGAACGCGGAUGCCCAGCCUUCCCUGCUGACGCCGGGGGCCAAUAGCCUCAUGUCUCCUAGCUUGGCCUUCGACUUUCCCUCCUCGACAAACGAGGCCACCACAGAAGGGAUGCCUCCGCAGGCACUGGCUAUCUUUUCUCCGAGCCAGGGGGCCUUUGUCUUUCCGGAACGGUAUUGA